Molecule: messenger RNA, 315 nt
Organism: Echinococcus granulosus
Lineage: Eukaryota; Metazoa; Platyhelminthes; Cestoda; Cyclophyllidea; Taeniidae
Product: Succinate-semialdehyde dehydrogenase
Exons: 2
Coding region: 1-315 (104 amino acids)
Molecular function (GO): succinate-semialdehyde dehydrogenase (NAD+) activity
Source: RefSeq, a predicted model, not a curated record
AUGAGGGAAAUCGGACACACACAGGCAACAAUCCCGCUGAGACACUCAUUCGGCACUGAAGCGGAGGCAGUGGCACUGGCCAAUUCGACACCCUCAGGCCUGGCAGGCUACAUGUUUUCGCGUGAGGUGGGCCAAUGCUGGCGCGUGGCGGAGGCGAUGGAAGCGGGUCUGGUGGGGGUGAACGCAGGUGUCGUAAGCACACCAGAGGCUCCAUUUGGUGGAGUCAAGCACUCCGGCAUUGGCCACGAGGGUGGACCGGGCGCGCUGAAGGAAUUCAUGAACACAAAGUACAUGUGCUGGGCUGGUCUCGAUUAG